Molecule: messenger RNA, 495 nt
Organism: Anoplophora glabripennis (Asian longhorned beetle)
Lineage: Eukaryota; Metazoa; Arthropoda; Insecta; Coleoptera; Cerambycidae
Product: juvenile hormone epoxide hydrolase 1-like
Exons: 2
Biological process (GO): epoxide metabolic process
Molecular function (GO): epoxide hydrolase activity
Source: RefSeq, a predicted model, not a curated record
GUGUCGCAUUAAGAGACAGUCCUGUGGGUUUGGCAGCCUACAUCCUGGAGAAAUUUACGACCUGGACAAAUCUCGCUUGGAAGGACUUAGACGACGGAGGACUGACGAAAAAGUUCUCUCUGACCAACCUUCUGGAUAACGUGAUGAUAUACUGGGUGACGAGAUCUAUUACCACGUCGAUGAGAUUGUAUUCUGAGACCUUCAACCAGGCCAGCUAUGAUUCGCAAUUAGAGAACUGUUUGAACAACGUACCAGUGAGAGUUCCAAGCGCCUGUGCCAGAUUUUCCAAGGAUUUACUUAUCCAUCCGGAAAGUAUACUUCGAGAUAAAUUCAAGAAUCUCAUCCACAUUUCGGAUCUGGAGGGGGGCCAUUUCGCCGCGUUCGAAGUUCCUAAGACUCUGGCUGAUGAUGUAUAUGCGUUCAUUGAUAAACUCGAAACGUUGCAAAGUAGCAAAUAGUUUUUAAUGUUGUUAUUUUUCAAUAAAUUAAUCUCCU